ACUGGGCCACUGGCCACCAGGCCACCGGGCCACCAAGCCACCCGACAAGGGAAACGGUCGCCACAGGGGCCUCAGGUAGGGUAACGUAUGAUGAGGCUUUUACUAUGGCUAAUGACCCCCUGGAAGGCUUCCAUGAAGUAAACCUGGCUUCACCGACGUCUCCGGAUCUCCUCGGAGUGUAUGAGUCAGGGACUCAGGAACCAUCUACCUCACCGAGCGUCAUCUAUCGUCCGCAUCCCUCGGCGGUGUGCUCCACGCCUAUCCAGGCGAAUGCGUUAAAUGUUUCGGACCUUCCCACCCAACCCGUUUAUUCCUCUCCCAGACACUUAAAUUCCGCGGAGCCGUCCAGUGUCAGCAUCAGCGUUGCAGACACCGUGCCCUGUUCUACCUCCGGAACCCCAUUCAAACCCUCGAAUGCCAGGAAGGACAACAGUAAUGCAGAGAGGGAAUUUCUACAGGGGGCCACGGUGACGGAGAUUUCCGACAGCAGCGACGAUAUCUUUGGGUUGAGUACCGAAAGCCUCUCUCGAUUACGGAGCCCAUCCGUUCUGGAAGUGAGAGAAAAGGGCUAUGAAAGGUUAAAAGAAGAACUUGCAAAAGCCCAGAGGGAGCUGAAAUUAAAAGAUGAAGAAUGUGAGAGGCUUUCUAAAGUGCGAGAUCAACUUGGACAGGAGUUGGAAGAACUCACAGCUAGUCUGUUUGAGGAAGCUCAUAAAAUGGUGAGAGAAGCCAACGUCAAGCAGGCAACUGCAGAAAAACAGCUAAAAGAAGCCCAGGGGAAGAUCGACGUCCUUCAAGCUGAAGUCGCAGCUUUGAAGACCCUGGUUUUGUCAUCUUCUCCGACAUCACCAACUAAAGAGUUUCAGCCAGGCGGGAAGGCAACUUUUAAGAAAGGACACACAAGAAAUAAAAGCAUGAGCAGUGCUAUGGGUGGCAGCCAUCAGGACCUCAGUGUGAUGCAGCCAAUUGUAAAAGAUUGCAAAGAGGCGGAUUUCUCUCUAUAUAAUGAAUUCAGAACUUGGAAGGAUGAGCCAACCAUGGAUAGAACAUGCCCUUUCUUGGAUAAAAUCUACCAGGAAGAUAUAGUUCCAUGUUUGACCUUCUCAAAAAGUGAGUUGGCAUCAGCUGUUCUCGAGGCUGUCGAAAACAACACCCUAAGCAUUGAACCAGUGGGCCUGCAACCUGUUCGCUUUGUGAAAGCUUCCGCAGUUGAAUGCGGAGGACCAAAGAAAUGUGCUCUCAGUGGUCAGAGUAAGUCUUGUAAACACAGAAUUAAAUUAGGAGACUCAAGCAACUACUAUUAUAUUUCUCCAUUUUGUAGAUUCAGGAUCACUUCGGUGUGCAACUUUUUUACGUACAUUCGCUAUAUUCAACAAGGACUCCUGAAGCAGCAGGAUGUUGAUCAGAUGUUUUGGGAGGUCAUGCAGUUGAGGAAAGAGAUGUCAUUGGCAAAACUGGGAUAUUUCAAGGAAGAACUCUAAUUCUCUUCACUGGAAUAUGCAUGAACUUCACUGAAUAUACAUAGUUCUAAAAUGGCUGAAUUUUUUAUUGUCAAUAUUUAUUUUCAAAGAAUGGGUCCAAAAUCUUUUUCUCUUUUUGCAGAUUGCACCCAAAGUGCUGUGAUUACUUUAAACUUAUCUAUAUUCUCUGUGUUCCGAAAAACAACAAAAAAACGGGGGAAAAAACCCCAACCCUUUAGUUGAACAAAAUCUGAUCAGGACUCGUAGGUGCCCUUGUGAUUGUAACUUACCUUUGCAAAAAAUCGAAAUAAAUCUUAGAUUGAAGA
Tachyglossus aculeatus (Australian echidna) is the source of this 1786-nucleotide messenger RNA. RefSeq names its product RAB3A interacting protein (gene RAB3IP). Gene Ontology annotation, molecular function: guanyl-nucleotide exchange factor activity. The record is from RefSeq and is a predicted model, not a curated record. The transcript has 11 exons. Gene Ontology annotation, cellular component: Golgi to plasma membrane transport vesicle. The coding region runs from base 105 to 1481 and encodes 458 amino acids. Gene Ontology annotation, biological process: exocytosis. Lineage: Eukaryota; Metazoa; Chordata; Mammalia; Monotremata; Tachyglossidae.